GUUGUGCAACCCAAUCGGUGUGCCGGCCGGCCGGUGUCCCUUGCCACCAUAUAUACAAUACUAUACUGUUCAUUGCUCAACAGAAGAGCGAUGGAGGGAUCCACCAUGACUCGACUCGCUGGCAUGGCGGCGUUCCUCCUCAUACUUGGCCUCGCCGUCGGCAACAUCAAGCACGGACACGGAGGAGCAGUUGUGGUUGGUGACCCGACCCUCAUCGUCGUGGAGCUGCAGGGUCACAACGACGACAAGAGCUCCGUGGCUGUGCAGAAACACGACGUCUCCGUCGCCGGCUUCACCGACGGGAGCGGCCACUGGCACGCAUUCCCGGGCCUUGACCACCUCUUCCCCGCGUCCACGACGCUCCCGUUCGGCAGCAGCUACAGCGAGCUCAUCGGCGGCAUCGCCAACCUGCCGGGCGUGCCGCUGGGCAGGGAGGCGAUGAUGCAGGCCAUCCGCGUUCUCUCGGCCUACCGCCCGGGCGCCGACGUCGAGCCGGUCAAGCGGGCGCUGGCGGCGGUGAAGGUUGUGAUAAGCGAGGCGCAGCGGCUGGAGCCCAUCCGCAAGGCCGUCAACGACGGAUGGGACGGCGAGUCCCGCGUCGCCCCGGAGCACCUGCCCUACAUCGAGCACUGGGACACCAUGUCCUACGAGAUCCUCCGUUCCAACCGCACGGGCAAGUGGGACGGGCCAUUCACCAAGAUGCUGGAGACCCAGGCCAACAUCCGCAGCAAGGAGGAGGCGCUCGCCGUGGUCGGGCUACUGCUGAAUGCCGACUUCGAGAAAGUGUUCAAGGCUCAUGCCAUUCCGAUCAACUUGGAGUAAGCGUCCAUGCAGGCUGGCUUGCAGCUAGCUGGUUUAGACUUUAUUUAUGUCCAUCUCGAGUUGAUGUUCCUUUCAUGUUCUUCGUCUAGUUUAGGUCAUCUCGAUUCUCGAGUCGAUGUUUUUUUCAUGUUCUUCGUCUAGUUUGUCACUGAUUGGGGCAUAUGUAUGCUUUCAGCUUUGCUUGCUUGCUUUAGUAUGUUGUUUCAGGAUUUCA
Molecule: messenger RNA, 1036 nt
Organism: Hordeum vulgare subsp. vulgare (domesticated barley)
Lineage: Eukaryota; Viridiplantae; Streptophyta; Magnoliopsida; Poales; Poaceae
Product: 60 kDa jasmonate-induced protein-like
Exons: 1
Coding region: 91-822 (243 amino acids)
Biological process (GO): negative regulation of translation
Molecular function (GO): rRNA N-glycosylase activity
Source: RefSeq, a predicted model, not a curated record